AUGUUGAAAGAUGAAAACGAUGUUGCCCUCGGAAAUGCAACUGACAGUGAAGUGGAAGAAUCAAAUUCUGUGCAAGAUGAAGACGAAGUGGACUAUAUUGAAUGCAAUGAAUCAAUAAUUCUAGAGAACACAGCAGCUACCGUUUCUUCUUCAAUCUCCGUUGUCACUUCACCGAAUGUAGCAAUAACGGCUAGUAUCAGGAGUCCUGGCAAUGAAAAGAAAGAACAAAAGUUACAGAAUACUCAAACUGUAAUAGAUUUACUUCAAGAUGAUGAUGAUGAUGAUGAAGAUCAGAUUGCUUUAACUCAACGAAUUUCUAUACAAAGAAAAGCACAAUUAGAACUAUCUGAGGAAGAAAGUGAUGAGGAUUUAUCUGAACCAGAGGUGAACAGUGAUGAAGAGGAAGAUAGUGAUGAAGAUUACAAGAAAAGAAAAACAACAACAAAACGUAAAUCUACUACGACGAUAUCUAAACGAAAAGCAGUAACCAGACAACAGGUAGCUCGUUCUAAAACUACUACAACAACAAUUUGCUCAUCUCAGUUAUUAUCCACAACGAAUCGUAAACGUCAACGUACAUCAUCAUUAAAAAAUUAUGCGUCAACAAUAAAAAAAACACGCUCAUCUUCAUGUACCAAACGUAAAAUUCGUCGUACCGCUGCAUCAAAUUGUAUCAAUUAUCAUGAAAGUUCAGACGAUGAAGAUAGUGAUUCAUACUCGCAACAGCACCAGCAGCAAGCCCAUAAUUUCAAUAAAGACGAUGAUUCAACUGGUUCAAACGAGGAUCAUUAUAAACGGAAACAUUCUUCAUCUUCUCAUAGUGAUUUAAUAACAAAUACGUCCCAACGUCAAACAAAAGUUCGUAGUCCAGAAAAUCUAAUAUUAUCCGGUAGCGAUACUGCUUUGUUGGAUGAAUCACAAUCAGAGACAAUUGAAAAAGUAUUAAAAGUGAGAUUAGGAAAAAAAGGUGAAACAGGUCCAUCGACUACUGUGUAUAAUACAGAUGAAUGUGGAAUGAAUCAAGAAUACAAUGAACAGGUACAAAUUGAAAGUGAUGAAGAGCAAUAUUUAAUUAAAUGGAAAAAUUGGUCAUAUUUACAUAAUACAUGGGAGUCAAGAUUAAGCUUGGAACAAGCACAUGUGAAAGGUUUGAAAGUAGUGGAUAACUAUGUAAAAUUGUAUGAACAAACUCAAAACUGGCGAAACACCACAGCAAAUAUUGAAGAAAUUGAAUCGUACGAAUGUGAACAAGAACAAAAUGAGCAAUCACUUGUUCGUUAUCAACAAGUCGAACGAAUUAUAGCACAUGAGAAAAAUCGAAAAGAUGAUACAACAAUGUUGGAUAGUUACGAUUAUCUUUGUAAAUGGGAUUUACUCCCCUAUAGUGAAUGUACAUGGGAAGAUGGAACAUUGAUAUUAGAACGUUUUCCAUUAAAAAUCGACGAAUAUAAUCAACGACAGCAUACACAAGUAGAAGAAAAUAAAACAACAACAUCAUCAAACAGAAUCAGAACGAGACCGAGAUUUAUUCAAAUACAACAACAACCAACCUAUUUAGUACCAAAUAGUAAAGAUCAAGAGUUCAAACUUAGAGAUUAUCAAUUAGAAGGUUUAAAUUGGUUAGUACAUUCAUGGUCAAAAUCAAAUUCAGUCAUAUUAGCCGAUGAAAUGGGAUUGGGUAAAACAAUUCAGACAAUUUCGUUUUUAUCUUAUAUAUUCAAAGAACAUCAUGUUCAUGGGCCGUUUUUAAUUGUUGUUCCCUUGUCUACCAUUCAAGGAUGGCAACAAGAAUUUCUACGAUGGUCACCAUCAGAAAUGAAUACUAUCGUUUAUAUCGGUGAUAUGUUAUCGCGUGAAAAAAUACGUCAAUAUGAAUUUUAUUCGACAGGAAAAAAUCUCAAAUUUCAUACUCUUAUAACUACAUAUGAUUUUUUACUCAAAGAUAAACAAUUUUUAAAUUCGAUACAAUGGGCCAUUUUAAUGGUUGAUGAAGCACAUCGAUUAAAAAAUGAUGACAGUGUACUCUAUCGAACAUUAAUACAAUUUAAUUCACAACAUAGAAUAUUAAUUACAGGUACUCCAUUGCAAAAUUCUCUUAAAGAAUUAUGGUCAUUAUUAUAUUUUAUCAUGCCACACUAUUUUGAUGAUUGGACAAAAUUUGAUCUGAAAUAUUCUUCAUUGUUAUCAACAAACAAUACAAAUCUUGUUCAACGAUCAACAGAACUUCAUAAAGAAUUGGAACCAUUUUUAUUACGACGAAUAAAACGAGAUGUUGAAAAAUCUCUACCAGCUAAAGUUGAACAAAUUUUACGUGUAGAAAUGACACGUGUACAAAAACAAUAUUAUAAAUGGAUUUUAACAAAAAAUUAUCGAGCUUUGACAAAUGAAAGAGGUGGUGCACUACCAUCAUUUAUCAAUAUUAUGAUGGAAUUGAAAAAAUGUGCUAAUCAUGCUUUCUUUGUUAAACGAAACGAUGAAGAUACAGUAACACUUGAUGAAAUAAUCAAAGGUAGUGGAAAAUUACUACUAUUGGAUAAAUUAUUAAUAAAACUACGUGAGAGUAAUCAUCGUGUAUUAAUAUUUUCUCAAAUGGUAAAAAUGUUAAAUAUUCUCGCCGAAUAUUGUGCAUUAAGAAGAUUUCCAUUUCAGAGAUUAGAUGGGUCAAUGACAAGUGAAAUUCGUCGACAAGCAUUGAAUAAUUUUAAUCGUGAAAAUAGUGGAGAUUUUAUAUUUUUACUUUCAACAAGAGCCGGUGGUUUGGGUAUUAAUUUAGCAACAGCUGAUACUGUAAUUAUUUAUGAUAGUGAUUGGAAUCCACAAAAUGAUCUUCAAGCUCAAGCACGUGCUCAUCGUAUUGGUCAAACAAAACAAGUGAAUAUUUAUCGUUUAGUUGCUAAACAAAGUGUUGAAGAAACUAUAAUUGAACGAGCAAAACAAAAAAUGGUUUUAGAUCAUUUAGUUAUUCAAAGAAUGGAUACAACAGGACGAAAAUUAUUUCAAAAUUUAAAUCAAAAUUUAACAAUAGAUACUACAGAAAAUACAAAAACCUAUUCAAAAGAAGAACUUAAUGCUAUUAUUAAAUUUGGUGCAGAAGAUUUAUUCAAAGAAAAAGAUAAUAAUCUUGAUACAGGUGAAGAUGAAUCACAAAAAAUGGAUAUUGAUGAAAUAUUACAACGAGCUGAAAUGAGACAAGAUGACACGUAUAUGAGAAAUUCGAGUGAAGAUUUAUUAUCACAAUUUAAAAUAGCUAAUAUUUCUACAAUAGAAGAUGAAGAUGAUGUAACUACUAAAAUAUCAACAUCAAAAAGUUGGCACGAUAUUAUACCCGAAGAAGAUCGUUUAAAAUAUGAACAAAAAUGCUUGGAUGAAUUAUUAAUUUUUCAACCUCGUAAUCGAAAACGUGUAGAAAAAAACAAUCAAAGUAUAGAUAAAACUGUUGAAAAUGAUCAAGAUGAAAUGUCAGUAACAUCACCUUUAACAUUAACAAAAGAUAAUUUCAUACAUAAUUUUAAUUCAAAUGAAAUUCGACGAUUUAUUAAAAGUUUUAAGAAAUUUCCAGAUGCUUUGAAUCGUCUCGAUAUUGUGACUAUGGAUGCUGAGUUAGAAGAAAAAUCACGUAAACAUAUUGAACAAUUAGCUCAAAAAUUAUAUCAGGAAUGUACAAUAGCGAUAAAACAAGAUGUAACGACACCAUCGACAAAUACAGAUAUUGAGCAAGAUGAUGCACCGAAAAAAUCUUGUUCAUCUCGUAGUCUAACAAUUCGUAUUCAAGGUGUGAAUAUUAAUGCUCUACAAAUAAUCAAUUCUAUUCGCGAUUUGGAACCUUUGAAGAAAUUAAUAACAAACACGAAUACACAAUCAAAACGUAAAACAUUUUCGUUUCCAUCAUUAAAUGUUAAACCGGUUCAUUGGAAUUGUCCAUGGUCAGCAGACGAUGAUAAAUCUCUACUUUACGGAAUCUAUGAACAUGGUUAUAGUAAUUGGGAACAAAUUAAAAUGGAUCCCGAGUUGAGUUUGAGUUCAAAAAUUUUACUUAAUGAUAAAAAUCGUAAACCACAAUCAAGCCAUUUGCAAACACGCGCUGACUACCUGUUGAAACUAUUAAAAAAAUAUUUUGAUCUAAUUGAAACAAAAAAAAAGACGUUAACAACAAAAAAACUAAAACUAUCAUCAUCUAUGGCAGAUGAAAAUAGAAAUGAUACAGGAAAACGACAAAAACAAACGAUAAAAGGUAAAAAAGAACAUAUACUAAAAUCACGAGAGAUAAUUGAUAAUUCGAGUGAAGAUGAUAAUAAACCUACGACAAGAAAUAAAAAUCGUAAAUUAUUACAUCACAAUCAUAAACAUCAGCAACGUCAUCAUAGUAAAAGUGAAGAACAAAAUGAAUUACAAUCUAUUUCGAAUAAGACUAAAGAUGUACAAUUGGGAAUAAAGAAUAAAGAAAUAAAAAUUGAAGAUGAACGUGUUGAUAAUAGUGUAAAUGAUUCAAUUGAAUAUGCAGGACUUGAAAAGAAUGUUUUUAAACAGUGUAAAGAAUUAUUGCGUCCAGUUAAACAAUGGUUUGGUAGUUUGGAUUCGCCAGAAGAAGCAUUUGAUUCCUAUGACGAUUAUAUCAACGAUUUUGAAAAAUGUUUACUAAAAAUUGGUGAUCAAAUACAACUGGCAUUGAAACAACAACACAACGAAAAAGAAUAUCAUAAACAUCGUCAAAAUUUAUGGACAUUUGUCUCAAAAUUUACAUCAAAAUUGACAGCAGACGACUUAAGAAAACGUUAUCGAACAGCAUUAACAAAACGAGAAGAAAAUCCACCACCAAAAACUGUACCAGCAUCAACGACAACUUCUGCAACUGGACUAUCAACUACAAUAAGCACAACAACUUCUAAAUUGAAUUUAACAAAAAAUUCUGUAAAUAAUAAUCUUCGCUCUGUAAAACAAAACGAAACAUAUCGACGUGCUGGUUGGUGUUCAAAACAAGAAUUAUCAUCCACAUGUUCUCCGUCCACUGCUUCAUCAUCAUCACAAUCUCUUCGAGUUUCCCGUACAAAAAUGUACUCAAAUAAUCAUUCAAAAGAUCCAAGAUUGAAACAUACUGUUAGUGCACCACUACCGCUGCCACCAUCACUUGCUCAUACUUCUUCUAUGCAAACAAUCAUUGGAUCAACAAAUGCAGGCACGACAAAUACUUCUGAAGGCUCCCGGUCAUUACCAAAUAUUUAUAACAGUGAAAGUAACAAUAGUAUUAGUAAUGAGAGACGAGAUAGUCGAUCAAAUACAUCAUUUGGCACAAGAUUUCAUAAUGGUAAUAUUGACUCUUUAUCAUCAUCGGAUUAUAGAUUUCACCGAGAUAAAAAUAGUGAUAGAAAAGAUAAUCGUGAUGUGAAACAAUACAAUGGUCAGUCUCAGUGUAACACUGGUAAUCUUUUAAAUAAAUCAGCUAGUUAUCCAUACGAACAACGUUCAAAUUCUUACGGAAAUUCAAAUUUAAGAGGACAAACAUCUACCCCAUCCACAAAUACAAUUUCAUCAUUAUCAUCCGUUUCUAUGCCUCUUAUUCAACCACCGAAUUCAUUUCUCUACAAUACUACAGCAUCCGAUGUGUUUCAAACAACGUAUAAUCAAUACCAUGAUCUCUAUUCGACACAAGCAUUCAUACCUCCCACAUUCAUUAAACAGGAUCAGACAAUGUGUUUAACAACUGCAAUGAUGUCACCGUCGUCUAUACCAACAACUAUGUAA
Messenger RNA from Didymodactylos carnosus, 5739 nucleotides. Lineage: Eukaryota; Metazoa; Rotifera; Eurotatoria; Philodinida; Philodinidae. The record is from the annotation of a GenBank genome assembly.